AUGUACCAAAUUAGAGUACAAUUAGAGUACAGUACGUCUUCUCAGAUAAAUCGCACAGACCAACCAUAUUAUCCUUUCCAUACCAGCAUGUUACGACUUCCCCACAGAAGCCUCUGUGUUUCGGCCAGAAGGCUCAUGCGCCACAAGGGUACUUACAAAUCACCAGACUCCACGGUGGAAACAGACGAAAUUGUGUCGGAAAAUAACCCAUGGUCGCCCACUUUGUACAACGACAUCGUUUAUGUGAGAAGAGGUUUGCGAAAUGUGGCCUUGCCCGAGAAAUACAGGCUUUCGUACGAGCCGCUUUACGAGGCGCCGGGAUCCAAAUACGUGGCCAUGCUCAAAAGACUUACCUUGUCGCUUGGUGUUCUUGGGGUUUAUGGGGCCAAGCUUUUCUGGGAGCUGGUGCAGUUUGACGAUGUGUAUGCGCUAGCCACCCUUAUCGGUACGUGGUCGCCCGCUUUGCUUGUCCAGUACAAGACGCGAGACUAUGUGACUCGUGUUUUCAGAUUGUAUGACAAGGAGCAGCCGCAGACAUUGGAGAAUUUGGUCAAAGACGAAAAACUUGUCAUGGAGAAGUUGAACGUUACUGGAGGAAAGACAUACAAUACUUUGUUGAAGGUUGCAGACAAUGACAGCUUGAAGCUUUGCAAUGGAGAUACGCCGUCUCUUUUGCCCUAUCGAAGCUGGCAGUCUUCCGAAAACGGUCAUAAGGAGUAUUUUUACUUGGUGGAUAACGUGGGAGGCAUGAAGAUGGACCGUUUGUGGGGAAUCGUGGAGCACAACUCGGGUGUGGAUAAUGGCAGAUACAUAGCAGAAGCCACGAAGGAGAAAUGUACAUAG
Messenger RNA from Clavispora lusitaniae ATCC 42720, 843 nucleotides. RefSeq lists its product as uncharacterized. NCBI's taxonomy places the organism in Eukaryota, Fungi, Ascomycota, Pichiomycetes, Serinales, Metschnikowiaceae. The record is from RefSeq and is a predicted model, not a curated record.